Molecule: messenger RNA, 360 nt
Organism: Rotaria sp. Silwood1
Lineage: Eukaryota; Metazoa; Rotifera; Eurotatoria; Philodinida; Philodinidae
Source: the annotation of a GenBank genome assembly
AUGUAUCAAAUUCAAACUGAUUUAUUCAAUCCUCAUUACGUUCGAUUUGGUGGUGAUUUUUCGAAAUUUCUACCAACAUUUAUUGAAUAUAUUCUGAAUGAAUUGAAUCCAAAUGCAUUAUUCCAUGCAUUAGAAGAUUAUUUUUCAAAAGUUUACGAUCUACAGUAUUUUGUAUUUGGCCAUGGUAUUGGUGUUGGUUCAUAUAAAUUAGUCAAACGAUAUAUACAAGAUAUUCCACCAUGUAACGGUUUUGAAUCGUGGGACUGGAAAGUUUCUUCGUCUCAAGAAAUAAGACAUAUACCCAAACCACCACUGAAUCUGUCAAAUAACUUAGAUGAUAUAUCGAGUCUAAGUGCAUAG